Lynx canadensis (Canada lynx) is the source of this 3234-nucleotide messenger RNA. It is a transcript of the gene TRAPPC2L, whose product is annotated as trafficking protein particle complex 2 like. The record is from RefSeq and is a predicted model, not a curated record. The transcript has 4 exons. Gene Ontology annotation, biological process: endoplasmic reticulum to Golgi vesicle-mediated transport. Gene Ontology annotation, cellular component: nucleus; TRAPP complex; cytoplasm. Bases 1121 to 1630 code for a protein of 169 amino acids. Lineage: Eukaryota; Metazoa; Chordata; Mammalia; Carnivora; Felidae.
CCGCGGCGGCUGGAGUGUCAGCCCCGGGGCGGGCACGGCCCCGGACCCCCGCUUCCGUCCGCCCGUCAGUCCGCGGGCUCCGUUGACUCUCGCUCCCGAGCCCAGCUGCCCAUCUUGCACCUCCUGCUGCGCGGGGCGCUCGCGCUCGGCCGCAUCUUCGCCCUGCCCGCCCGCCAGCAGCCUUCUCUCCACACUGCAGCCACGGUGCUGUUUUAAAGCUAACCGGAGCGUGUCACGCCCCUGCCGGAAAUCUCGCCAGUGGCGGCUUGUUGCCUUCCGAGAACGUCAGAAUAAUCUAGUCGCCUCAUGCCCCUCUCCCCGAACCACUCCCACCCAACGGAAUUACCUGCAGCUUUCUCACCUCUGGGCCUUUGCACUUGGAACGCUCCUCCCUCUGUCCCGCUGCCGUCUUCGUACAUUGGUCACCUUAGAUCUCCUUUCCUCCAGAAGGCUGUUUCUGAAUCCUCAGACGGCUGAACGGCCGUCCACGUGGUUUUAUAUUGUAUUCUUCUGUGUUUCCAGAAGACCAGGCUUAGGAGGUGAUCCUUAGGGAAGCUUUUCAAGGGCGGCCUGGUCUCAGCACAUAGCGUGUUAUUUGCUGGUGGGUUUGUUGACUGUUUCUCGCUAGAUGUUAGUCCCGUUAGGGUAGAGAGAGCAUCGUGUUUGUUACAUCUGCGCGGCACCAAGAGCAGGACAGAAUCCGUGAAUUGUGGCACGUGGGAGCCCGUGGAAGACCCGAUUAACCCCUGGGGUUGGAAUGGUAAGAAUUGGCCGUGCAGAGACGAAGGAAGGUUUGGGCUGAGCCUCGACAGCGUUUAGCAAGAGGGCGUCUGAGUGCCUCUGCCCAGGUGGGGAGGUAGCAGUGAGGACGAAUCGGGAAACAGCUAGUAUUGUGGGCCUGGAGGACAGCACACUCCAGGACGGGGCCCCACACAGAAGGCCAGCGACUUCUCCAGGUGCCAGGGCUUGUAGUCGGGCUGUGCUCAAACCCAGUUCUUCUGCCCCUGCCCCCCGCUGACGAUGCCCCCCAUGCAGGCAACAGGGAAACCUCAGAUUAGCCCGGGUUCCCUGAAGGCAGUGCCCACAGCAGCUUGGAGGGUUGCGCGAUGGGUUUUAGAGAAUGAGAGUACGUUCCUGUGACUCAUUGGUUCUCGUCGUCCGUGUGCUCCGUGGCCGUGUCCUCGUAGUCUGUGCACACGGGGCGGACCCUCGUCACCUCAGUUGCCGACAUCCUUUCUUGCAGAAUUACCCUCUUUACAUCCGCAGCGCCCCCACAGAGAAUGAGCUGAAGUUCCACUACAUGGUGCACACGUCCCUGGACGUGGUGGAUGAGAAGAUCUCCGCGAUGGGGAAGGCCUUGGUGGACCAGAGGGAGCUCUACCUGGGCCUGCUGUACCCCACAGAGGACUACAAGGUAUACGGCUACGUGACCAACUCCAAGGUGAAGUUCGUCAUGGUGGUGGACUCCUCCAACACGGCGCUUCGAGACAACGAGAUCCGCAGUAUGUUCCGGAAGCUGCACAAUUCCUAUACAGACGUGAUGUGCAACCCUUUCUACAACCCUGGGGACCGCAUUCAGUCCAGGGCCUUUGACAGCAUGGUGACGUCUAUGAUGAUACAAGUGUGUUGAGCGAGAACUCGGCGGCCGUUGCUUGAAGACGAGCACUGUGUAUAGAAGCCGUCGUCCAGAUGGAUGUUUAUUAUCCCGUGCCUGUAGGCCUCGGGCACGGUGAGUGGAGACUAAAGGUCUUCUGAGAUCACGUUUGGCGUUUUCCUUGUGUCAGCAGAGGCUCCGACGGAAGAGCGUGUCGCGCGGCACUUUUGAGGCUGGCGCAGAGGUCAGGGACCAGAGCCGGGACAAGGGGCGGGGAGAGCGGGUGAGGGCGCCCACGGACCUUGGGGCCCUGCGGGGGCUGCAGCUGUGGGGCAGCAGAGACGGGAGCGACUCGUGGCCGGCCUCCGGUGGCUGACCGGGUGGGGUGGUCUGUGGGGGCAGGCCUCCUGUGCCCAGGGCCAGCUCUAGAGGGGCUCCCGGAGAGCCCCCACACCCUCCCCUGCCUUCAUCUUUCUGGACUCGUGCCCGGCCUCAGGAGGGAGCUGCUCUCAGCUCGUCAACUGCCGCCUGCUUUCUGAGCACCGAGUGAGCGAGUCCGUGAGCCUCCCCCUGGGGGAGCGUGUGGCGGUCCCUAACGGUUGGCGGAGCCCCUGGUCACCUGCUGCCUCCGCAGGCCCCUGAGCAAGCCGGGGGGAGGGGGUAUGCUUGAGGAGCGACCGAUGUGAUCGGAUUUCUGCCACGUGCUCCCCCAGAAGCCUGCUCUAUCAAGUCCAGAUGGCAGUCCUAACCAGUUGACUGUGACUGAGGGGACAUUGCCAUCCGGGAUCAGGCGGCCCUGGCCCUGGCACCCUUCGUCAUCUGGCAACCAGGACCCGCGGGGUCUGAGCCCCACCGCGCGGUCUGCUCUGUGCUGUCGUCAGUGCCCUGGCUUCGAGCCGGGUGCCCCGGGCCAGCCGUGAUCCCUCCCUCCCUCCUCAGUCGCUCCGGAGAAGGGGUCUGACGAGGAGCAGGGCCACCCGGACCCCCUGGGGAAUGGCGGAGGCCGUUAGCACCGGGAUGGGACCCGGAGGUGAGCCUUCCCUUCUAAGGAACGCGGGACUCGUUUUUCAAAUUACAGAAGUAGAGGGAAAAAAGUCAACGAGUAUGUAUUAAAAACACAAGUGCCAGCCCAGCACCUUCUGCUGCAGGUGGAACCAGGGGAUGGGGAGGAGGCCGGAGAAGCAGCCGCUGGCUGAGCUCUUGGAGGUAAUUGCUCCUGCCUGCGUAGCGGCUGUGGUAGAGCCUGCAGGUAGCUGGCUUGCCUCCUUACCAACCAAGCCCCAGUGUUACUGGGUACAGUUGACCGGACAGAAGAGGUUUCCUACUGUCUGUAGCACUCCAGGACAGGUAGUUGUGGAAUGUGAGUGGGUGGUGUAGGGAGGGACUUGCAGGAAGGAUACUUUGAAGGGGGAUUCAGCUAGCAGAUGGAGUACCCUUCCUUCAUCCUUUCCCUUCUUCCUGGCUGGAACUCGGACGUGAUGGCUGGAGCUAAGGCAGCCAUCUUGAGAGCACGAAGAAAAGAUGCAUCUCCUAAGGAUGGAGAGCAGAAAGCUAGAAGGAACAUGAUCUUUAUUGACAUGGCCCUGGAUUGCUUAUAGUCAGCAUUUCGUAGAGGAAAAUAAACGAUCUUGUUGAAGCUA